AUGAAGAAUAAAGUAGAGUUAAAAAAUUCCGGAGGUAAAAUAGUCCCCCAUUCGGAUUUCCGGGUGGGGACUAACACUACUAUUCCAUCAAAAAAGAGGAGGAGAAUUGGUACAUGGAAUGUGAGAUCUUUAGGGAUAUGUGGAAAACUAGAAAACAUCAAGUUAGAAAUGAAACGUCAUAAUAUUGACAUACUAGGCAUGAGUGAGAUAAAAUGGCCUGGUCAAGGUGAUUUUUGGUCGGAUGAUUUUCGAGUAAUUUUCUCUGGAGACGAUAAUAAGAUAGCAGGAGUAGGUAUAAUCAUGAAUAAGGAUAUGGGAAAAAGAGUUAACACAGUUAUUCAAUAUAGUAGCAGAAUAAUUGCCAUUAAAAUGGAUACAAAACCUGUCAACACCAUCAUUAUCCAAGUUUAUAUGCCUACCACAGGACACAGAGACGACGAAAUCGAGGAAAUGUAUGAACAAAUUGACGAAGUUAUAAAGAUAUCAAAGGGGAAGGAUAAUAUGAUAAUCAUGGGAGACUGGAAUGCAGUUGCAGGAGAUGUAAAAGAACAAGGUAUCUCGGGUACUUUUGGGCUGGGAAAAAGAAAUCAAAGAGGCGAAAGACUAAUAGAGUUUUGCAAGGAACAAAACUUAGUGAUCACAAACACGUUAUUCUCACAGCCUAAACGUAGAAGGUAUACGUGGACUAUGCCAGGAGGGGGAACUAGAUAUCAAAUAGACUACAUCCUUGUUAAAAAAAGAUACCAAAAUCAAGUAAAACAAAGCAAAAGCUUCCCUGGGGCAGACAUAGAUAGUGAUCAUAAUUUAAUCAUUAUGGAAUCCAAUCUAAGCCUUAAAAAAACGGAAAACAAACAAAUUACAAGGAAAAAAUGGUAUUUAGAUAAACUGAAAGAUGAAGAAAUAAGGUAUAAUUACAGCGAAGGAGUAAAUAACAAACUAAAAGAACUGCAAAUAAAAGAACAAAACGAGCCGUAUGGAAUAAAUGAUGAUUGGGAAGCACCUCAUAGUAGAAAGAAGAAAAUAUAA
Messenger RNA from Rhopalosiphum padi (bird cherry-oat aphid), 1026 nucleotides. Its product is annotated as craniofacial development protein 2-like. Gene Ontology annotation, biological process: chromatin remodeling. The transcript is spliced from 2 exons. Gene Ontology annotation, cellular component: nucleus. NCBI's taxonomy places the organism in Eukaryota, Metazoa, Arthropoda, Insecta, Hemiptera, Aphididae. Bases 1 to 1026 code for a protein of 341 amino acids. The record is from RefSeq and is a predicted model, not a curated record. Gene Ontology annotation, molecular function: catalytic activity.